UUGGAGGCUGCUGGGAGCUGCUGGGCAGGGCUCGGUGCGGGCGGGGCAGCACGGAGGUGGGCACGGGCUGUGCCGGCGGAUGAGGGCGAUGCCCAGCUGGGGCAGUUAGCGUGCUCCUACUGGAAGGUUUCUAAAUGCAGCCCAAGCGCCGCUUGUUUCUUAAGCUUCUGUCGCGCUGUCUUGCUUUGAGGACCUUAUUUUCUUACGAAGCGGCUGCUGUGCUCUUUGUUUUUGUUUCUGUGCGCUUUCACUUGCUCUGUGAGAGAACGGUGCGCCUUUUUUUUUUUUUUCGUGUGCCUUCGCUCAGAGCAAUGGAUGAUGAAGGGAAAAACCGCGUCUCUGUGGAGCUAUCCGACGCGUCGGAGUCAGAUUCCUUCCUGGACCUGGCCUACCAACCUUUGAAAGUUUUCUUGAGGGUGAGACCCUUUUCUGUAGCAGAACUGGAAAACCAUGAAACUCAGGGUUGUGUAACUAUUGAAGAUCCCCAGACAGUAAUUCUUCAUGCACCCAAAGAAUCUCCUGCAAUGAAAAACUGUGAAAGAGGAAUUGGUCACUCUGUACAUAAAUUCACCUUUUCUCGGGUCUUUAGGCCAGAAACCACUCAAAGCGAAUUUUUUGAAGGCUCAACAAAAGAGAUUGUGAGAGCAUAUGUUAAUGGAGUAAAUGGACUGGUAUUUACUUAUGGCGUUACAAAUGCAGGCAAGACAUACACUAUCCAAGGAACUUCAAAAGACUUGGGUAUUUUACCUCGCUCACUUGACAUGAUUUUUAACUACAUAAGAGGCAGACAGUAUGUGAAGAUGAAUUUUAAGCCAUAUUUGAGUAAUGAUGUUAAGAAAUUAGAAGAGGCACAAGUUAAACAAGAAGAAAUCAUAAAAGCCGCUCUUCUGGCAUCACUGAAAGAGGAGACUGAAAGCGUCUCAAAUACUGUUGCAAAUAUGUGUCACGUGGAGCCAACUUCUUCCAAAUGCACUUCAAGAAAUCUGCCUUCUGAUUCACUAGCAGAGAAUUGUGUUCCAGUUGACGCCUAUCAGACCAAUAUACACCAAAGAACACAAGCAACUGUGUGGGUUUCUUUUUGUGAGAUCUAUAAUGAGUAUGUGUAUGACCUCUUAAGUGUAUUAUCUACAUUAAAAAAUCAGAAGCGUAGAGUGUUAAGAAUUUGUGAAGAUCAAGGAGGAAACUCUUAUAUUAAAGACUUGAAGUGGAUUAACAUUCAGAGCACUGAAGAAGGCUGCAAAAUACUAAAAAUAGGAAACAAGAACCGAAGCUUUGCUUGUACUAGAAUGAAUGAGCAAUCAAGCAGGAGUCACAGUAUAUUUUCAAUCCGGCUACUGAUUCUAACUGAUGAACAUCAACCACACGUUCUUGGAGUUUCUGAGUUGACUUUCUGUGACCUAGCUGGGUCAGAGAGGUGUAAUAAGACACAAGCCUUUGGGGACAGACUAAAAGAAGCAGGAAACAUAAAUAAUUCUCUUCAUAUCCUUGGAAAAUGCAUUGCAGCACUGAAACAGAAUCAAAAUCCAAAGAUGAAGCCAAGUUAUAUUCCAUUCAGAGAGAGCAAAUUGACUCGCCUGUUUCAGCCAUUCUUUUGUGGAAAAGGCAAAGCUUGCAUGAUUGUAAAUAUCAAUCAGCAUGCUAAUACAUAUGAUGAAACACUGCAUGUAAUGAAAUUUUCAGCUAUAGCCAAACAGGUUAUCCAGACUGUCCUACCAAAAAAUUUAGGUGACUUUCCACCAAAGUUAAUUGGAGGUGAUGGCAAACCUAUUGUAUGUUUCGAUGUGAAUAAGUCUCAGGAUGACUUUCCUGACAGUAAUGAAACCUCUGCAGAAGAAGAAGUGGACAUCACCAUUCUGAGUCAUGAGGAUCUCUUGAAAACUGCAGAGAACUUGAAAGAGAAGCUAGUUGCAGAAAGGCAAAGUAAACUCCUUCUGGAGAUGAACAUACGUAGAGAGAUGGCAGAAGCAAUGUUCCGACAGCUGCUGGAAACAGAGGAAGCCUGGAGCAACCGCUUGGAAGAUAUGAAAGACAGUUAUGAAGAAAAACUGGAGAGCAAAUUUGAAAUGUACAAAGAAGCCAUCAAAAAGCAUGCAUACAUGUGUGCAAUGGAACAAAUUGAAGACCAUUAUGUUCCCAUAGAAGAAUUUAUAGCUGAACAAGAGAAAGUUGAGGAUAGAGAGAGUAAAAUAUUGCAGUUGGAAAGGCAACUUCAUGAACAGUCAGGAAGGCUGUUGACUCUGGGAAGUCCACAUUCAGAUAUACCGACUACUGAAAAUGGUAUGGAACCAGAUCUUACAGACAAGAUGAUGUUGAAAGCCAAUGAAGGACUGCAGAAACAAUGCAUGGAGAAAGAUGAGCUUAUAAAAUCCUUGAAGCUUAAAAUACAGAAAUUAAAUGAAACACUGCUGGAAGCUAAUGAAGGCUACAGAAAAAUGGUAGAAGAGAACAGCAGGCUGAAGCAUACAAUCAUGCUUAAGGAUCAAGAAAUGAAUAGUCUCCAGAACUGGGCUAAACGUGUUCUUGAGCUUGAAGAAACAGUGUCUUCCCUGCAAAAAGAACUUGAUGGACACAAAAAGCAUUUCUCUAUUGAGGACUCGAAACAGCAGAAACCCAGAAGAGGUUUGUUGGCUAACCUGAAAUCCACAGUAGCAGGUACUGCUGGCACACCUCUUGGCAGAGGCUGGGGGAAGCAUGAAGAGGCUUCAACCUCAAGAAAACACGUAUUGUUCACUCAUAAAGCAAAGGAAUAAUAUUUGAUUAACAAAAUUAGCAAUUACUGGACUGCUUUAUCAAUCUCAUACUGUUGUUAGAUGCUUCUUUUUCUACUCUUAGAUGCCCUCUUCAUUAUUAUGUUAAAUGUUUUAUUAAACGUUUGUCAGUUAAGUUGUAUUAGGUUUAGAGCUACGUAAGUACAGACCCGAACUUCUGCUUUUAUGGUUGAUAUGGGGAUGUUAUUUGAGAUGGAUCAAUAUUAAAAAUCAGUGUAUUUUAUACAUCUUAAAUUCUUAAGUAACUGCUAUCAAGGUCUCUUGUACUUGCAUCAAUUUACACAAUGUGGAAUAUUCUUCAUCCGUUGCUUGAUGCCUUUAUAAAUUAAGUAUUUUCUUUUGUUGUUGAUUCCUAGAAAUGAGAUGGCUUGUAACAAGUGGCUAAAAUAGCUCGCUUCUUCAAAAAUACUGUAACUUUGACCUGAGAACUACCCUCCUGGGACUAAACUGACCAAAUAAGACCUCAUAAAAGAAACAAAAUGAGGUCUUAUCUAUCUUCUUGCUAUUUUUUUCAGCUAACUUGUUUUGUAAAGGAACUUGUUUUAAUAUCAUAUAAAUUUCCACUAAGUGUAUAUGUUAAACUUUGAAAAAUUUAUUAUAAUAAAAUUUUCAAUUAUUA
This is a messenger RNA of Meleagris gallopavo (turkey), 3387 nucleotides long. The record is from RefSeq and is a predicted model, not a curated record. NCBI's taxonomy places the organism in Eukaryota, Metazoa, Chordata, Aves, Galliformes, Phasianidae.